This is a messenger RNA of Phyllostomus discolor (pale spear-nosed bat), 1268 nucleotides long. RefSeq names its product small integral membrane protein 33 (gene SMIM33). NCBI's taxonomy places the organism in Eukaryota, Metazoa, Chordata, Mammalia, Chiroptera, Phyllostomidae. Bases 36 to 434 code for a protein of 132 amino acids. The transcript is spliced from 3 exons. The record is from RefSeq and is a predicted model, not a curated record.
CUUGCGGUCUUGCGGGAAUCUUGCGCUGGGGAACAAUGCUCCAGGCUGACCACUCUUCCUGGCCUCCUCCAGCUGUGAACGGCUCAGCAGGGCAGGAGCCCCAGAGGCAGCUCCCAGAGGUGCUGAGUGGGGCCUGGGAACCACCUCCAGAGGAUGGACUGCCUCUGCUCACCGUCAUCACCGCUAUGUUUGUCCUGCUGGCAGUCUGUAUCGUGGUGGCAGUCCACUUUGGGCCAAGUCUACACCAGGGCCGUGCCAAUCUCCCCACAGAACCACCAGCCCCAAAGCCAAAGGAUGGCGUCUACCUUACCCACUGGCGAGUGCUGGGCCCUGAGGACAGACAUGAAGACACCCAGGAGGGCCCUUCUGUCUCUAGCUCCUGCCUUGUGCCAGGUGGACCUAGGCUCAGCACUGAUGAAAUCACAUAUCUGUAGGAGGGCGACUUUGGAAAGCUGGUGUGACCUGACUCAGAACAAGAAACUGAAGAGAACUAGGGCAAAAGCAAACUGGGGCCUGGGCGUCAGUCAGAGCUUCGGAAGGGCACAUAUAGACUAAGCUGGAGCUGCCCUCUCUGCAGAGUACAGAGAAAGCCUUGUGUGGACAGGAGAAAAUAAAAGAAGCUUGAGAGCCCAGCCCAGACACAUGCUGCUAUGUCCAGUCCCCAUGCCCAAGGCUGCCCUUACAGAGCUUCUUUCUCUUCUCCAGGGACCACCAGCCCCCUGAGCCUCCUUCUCCGAGUCCCCACCCCUCCUCCCAUCCCUAAUCUUCUUUCCUUUGGGUGUCAAGGUAAGUUCAUCUUGGGAGAUUCCACCACCCAGCCUACCUUUGUGCAGGGAUGUCAGAGGCUCCCUGUCAAGGCCUGCUGCCCCAGUCCCCAGGUGCCCAUGAGAUCCAGCCAAGGAGUGCCAAGGCAAAGAACCCAGGGCUCUGCCUUCUCUGGGACUCAGGAGAGGAAGGAGAAUCUGUUGCCCUUCACUAAUGGGGGGACAUCCUUUUGACUCUCAGGGCCCAGGACUUGCUAACAAUUUUUAAGGCCCUUGCAUAAGGCCCUUGCAAACCUCCAGGCACCAAUUAUAGCUCCCCAAAUUGGCUUUGAAUGGCCCCCAGUCUCUUGGGGCAAGACUCUGCCUUGCCUUCCCACAAUGCGAUGGGGGAAAUUUGGGAGCUCUCGCUACCUUCUCCUCUCUGUGUGCAUGGGACUGUUGGAACUAGCCUAGUAUUUACCCCAGGACAUUUCCCAAAUCCUGGUGGGGAAACAGAAAGAAAAA